Molecule: messenger RNA, 1992 nt
Organism: Ornithodoros turicata
Lineage: Eukaryota; Metazoa; Arthropoda; Arachnida; Ixodida; Argasidae
Exons: 2
Coding region: 75-1940 (621 amino acids)
Molecular function (GO): zinc ion binding
Source: RefSeq, a predicted model, not a curated record
CUGCGUAGUUGCGGGUAUCGGUGUUUCCGUGCGAUCCGUAGUGCAUUUUCUUCGCGUUGUCAUCGCUGGAGUGGAUGGCGACAGAUUGUAGUUUACUGGACGAGUCUGCAAAUUACUUGUCAAGUCUUUCUGACGCUGACAGAGCACGGUAUGAGCAAAAGAUCGCGCAAUGCGGCGUUGAUCCGUUCUCAAUCGACGCAAAGAACUGUACUUCCAACGUGGACCUUUGGCCGCAGAUUGAUAUGUGCGACAUUCUUGACUUUCUUGUGUUGAGGACCAGCUUCAUAACCCGAAAACAGCUGAAGUCUUACAAGUCGUUGGAGGGUCACAAUUUCGUGACCAGCGGUUGGGUUAAAGAGCCGUGGCUAAAGCAGCCCACUCCGCACACUAUCAUCGCCGUAACACAAGUUAAUCAUUCUCAAGCCUUAUCGAAGCUUCCUCUCAAGACGUGGAUAUUUGCAAAAAAUGACGGCGAAGUGCUUGCAGCCCACUGUUUAUGCAUGGCAGGCAAUGGCGAAGCGUGCUCUCACGUUGCUGCGUUGUUAUUUUACUUAGAGUGCGGUCACCGUGCGCGUGUGGAACGUUCGUGUACUGAUGGUGACAACAGCUGGCUACCAGCCCACAUCCGAAGGAUUGAAACGCGCCCCGUUGUUGAGAUGGACUUUGCGUCGGCGUCCAUGAAAAAACGUCGGCUUGAUGGUGACGCUGCUUCGCCCUGUGAGCUGAAGGCAGUGACGAGAACACGAGCUCCACCUCCAACGAAACAAGAAUGGGAGAAAUUUUUCGACUGUUUGAUCGCCUCUGGACUCCGACCAGCUGUGUCAAGCACAGACCCUCGAUACAGCGACCUCUUUGUGCCUGCCGUUAGAACUUGUAAUGGUGCUGACUUGCGUCGUCUCUACGAUCCAAGUACAUCCAGUUUAACUACGUACAGCGAGGUGCUGGAGCACUGCGACAACAUUUUCAAGACAUUGACAAUUAACGACAAGGCUAUUCGUACCAUUGAGAAAAUGACAAGGAACCAGGCAAAGAGUGCACACUGGUUUACAUUCAGGAUGGGGCGAGUUACUGCUUCCUCCCUGUAUGAUGUGUGUCACACACAACUGGGAUACCCAUCAAUGAGCCUCAUCAAGAAAAUCUGUUCUUCGCAAAGUGACAAGGUCUCCACCCCAGCUCUCAAGCAUGGCCGUGAAAAGGAAGCUGUUGCUCUUGCCAAGUACAAGAAAUUGGCUCACGAGCUCCACAAUGAAGUUCAGUUUGAAGUGGCAGGGCUUUUCAUCUCCGAGGACUAUUUGUUCCUAGGAGCUACUCCUGACCUGCUAGUCCGAUGCACAUGCUGUGGUUCAGGUGUUGUUGAAGUCAAAUGCCCUUGGAAAGUAAGGGACGGCCACCUCAGUGACCUGCUUAAUGAUUCAAGAGGCUGUGUAAGAGACUGCAACGGUGUGCUGGAACUGAAGAUGGACCACCGCUAUCAUUACCAAGUGCAAGCUCAAAUGUUUGUGUGUAAUGCUAGCUAUGCAGACUUUGUUCUGUGGAACGAGAACGAAAUCAAUGUGCAGAGAAUUUAUCGGGAUGACAGCUUCAUGAAGCCAUUAGUAGAAACUGCGACAGACUUUUUCAAAAAGGUUCUCUUGCCAGAGGUAGUGACACAUUGGUUCUCAAGCCGUAAAGAGAACACGCCUGUACUGCCUGCGCCACCUGUGCCAUGCACAUCAAAUCCUCUGAUGCCAAGUCAAACUGAUAACACAAAAGCAGCCCAAUGUGACACUGCCAUCUCCAAGGUUGUGUGCACAUGCAAAGGACGAAAACGGAGCAAAAUAAUUGCAUGUAAUAAUGCUACGUGCUCAAUCAAGUUGUUUCAUUUAAGUUGUGUAGGGUUGAAAAGGUCACCAAAAGGUGUACAGUGGUACUGCGAGUCCUGUUCCAAACAACUUAAGUGACUAUGAAAGUGCACAGACCAAAAGUAAAAGGUAUCACAUGAAGUAGAGGUGU